AUGCUUCACUCCCUCUACUUAAAUAGACGCUGUGUGGAAUCGAACGACAAGAACGAGGAUGGGGAGGUUCCCGCCUUACGAAUGCGCGGGUAUUACGACGACCGCACGAUCGGCGCGUCGAUCCUGAAGGGCGGAAAGGCGGUGCGCACGUGGAUCAAGGAGCUGGGCAUUAUGUGGAUCGACGCGGCGGGGGUGAAGCACUCGUUCCGCAUGGCGGCGCGCGACGGCAAGGAGAUGGCGCGCGGCGCGGGGUACAUGGGGGAGAUGGAGUUCGACGGCAAGGCGCUGCCGCAGCUGUCCGUGGGCAGCAAGUACGCGCUGCCCGGCGGGCUGACGUUGGCGUUCACGGGGUACGAGAAGCAGGGCGGCGGGUUCUUCGACAUGGACGCGUACUCGCUGGAGGUGGAGGGGCUGAUCAAGCUGGACGUGAAGCUGCGGCCCGCGCACCCGCUGCUGCAGACGGACGCGGACGCGCAGACGCACAUCAACCUGCACUUCGCCAACGUGGAGCGCACCCCCGCCAUGCACGGCGUCAUGGGACAGACGUACCGCGAGGGCCGGCGGAAACGCGCGUUGGAGUACACGUCGCUGUCGGUGCUGCUGCGGCGGUCGUUCGCGGCGGACGGCGUGGAGGGCCGAGGGUACCUGGACGGCGAGGUGAAGGACUACCGGACGUCCAGCGUCAUGUCCACCGACUGCCUCUACACCGCGUUCGACGGCCACACGCUACCACCCAUCAACGAGGCCAACGGCGUGAUCCGGGCGUAG
Molecule: messenger RNA, 768 nt
Organism: Closterium sp. Naga37s-1
Lineage: Eukaryota; Viridiplantae; Streptophyta; Zygnematophyceae; Desmidiales; Closteriaceae
Source: the annotation of a GenBank genome assembly